CUUCUAGAUAAUCACUAGCUCAAUCAUCGCUUGAUAUCAGCUACGAAGUCAAGGAGAACCAUGUCAAAAAUGGUAUCAGAUGAGACUCUCGGUGUCAUCCUGGUCUCGCUCUCGACAUGUACAGCCUCGAUCGCCAACAUGUGUAUCAAAAGAUUAGCCGGGUUGGUCGUACCGAUACAUACGUUGCAAAUGAUACGGUUCCGGAUGCUACCGACUUGGAUCGUCUGUCUCUCGUACCUUUACAUUACAGGCCGACCUUCCCCAUUUUUAGGACCUAAAGGGAUCCGGGGACUUUUGAUCGGGAGAGGGUCGUUGAGUUUCGUUAGCAUGCUAGGAACAUAUACGGCCUUGAAAGGAUUGACAUUGGCAGAAGCUACGCUCAUUGGGUUCUUGAACCCGGUCAUCACGGGGAUUCUGGGUGCUGUUUGUCUAGGCGAGAAAUACACUCUCCGUCAAGCGAUCGCCACGCUCCUCUCACUCGCAGGGAUUCUCAUCUCCCUCCAAACACCACUACAAACCCUGGGGAAGGCUCCAAGAUUGAGCGCAGACCUUGGAGCGGGAGGCGGUAUGGGGAAAGGCGUGGCGCUGAUCAUCGGCGUGGGCUCGGUCACCGCGGGGGCGUUGAGCAGUAUCCUGAUACGCAAGAUGGGCAAGAACGGCGAUGUCGUCAGGCAGAUCACGGCGUAUGCCAUGGUCUCCACUUUAGGAAGCACCGCCUGUAUUCGGUACAUGCCCGGCAUUCCCGAGUUGCCGCGCUAUGGAACGUGGACGAUAUACGCGAUCGUGGCUACCGUCUUUGGCUCACUCGGGCAGGUCUUGAUGACGAGCGGGAUGAAACGGGGCAAGGCGGGGACGAGCGCGUUGGGGAAUUAUACCGCGAUCAUCUACGCGACACUGCUCGAGUAUGCAGUGGAUGGCAAGGUCCCCGGGAUGAGGCAGGUGGUAGGGUGCGGGUUGAUCGUGGGCGCGUCGUUGUACGGUCGGCGGUAGGACGGAGGGGGAUUUAUGAUGUUUUGCAGUGUUUGUCCUGGACGAGUUCAGAAACUACACCUGUGCAGGUGGCGUCAAGCGCUCGAGUUCGUCCGAGUCGCUCGGGGUAGGGAGUCGCAGGAGCUCGCGUCGAAGUCGUCCAGGCGAUACGCUUGAGAGCAAGUCUUGCACGAUUUGGUCACGGGACGUCCGCUGUUAAUAAACCUGGGUGGUUGAUCUGGCUUGAAGAGGACUUCGAUGGCCCCGUGCGCUUAGCGAUAUGCGCGAUGCGAGCCUUGUGAUUUGAGGAGGUAUCGAAUGGUCGCGGUUUCGACGUAGCGAUGUCGACACAGGGAGAGCGCUGAAAGGACGACAAAAGCUAGCCGCUUGCAGGAUCUUAUCGGGGUGCAGCGUGAAGCCGUGGGAAGAUAUGCCGACAAAAGGGAAAAAUGAAUAAAAGAGAGUGUAGCGCAG
Messenger RNA from Filobasidium floriforme, 1443 nucleotides. RefSeq lists its product as uncharacterized. The record is from RefSeq and is a predicted model, not a curated record. The transcript has 12 exons. Lineage: Eukaryota; Fungi; Basidiomycota; Tremellomycetes; Filobasidiales; Filobasidiaceae. Gene Ontology annotation, cellular component: membrane. The coding region runs from base 61 to 990 and encodes 309 amino acids.